AUGUAUGAUACUCAGACCGUUAACACAAUUCAUGGAUGUAUGUUACUCAGACCGUUAACACAAUUCAUGGAUGUGUGUUACUCAGACCGUUAUCGCAAUUCAUGGAUGUAUAAUGCUGAGAGCGUUAAUUACAAUUCAUGGAUGUAUGAUUUUCAGACCGUUAAUACAAUUCAUGGAUGUAUGAUACUCAGACCGUUAACACAAUUCAUGGAUGUGUGUUACUCAGACCGUUAUCGCAAUUCAUGGAUGUAUAAUGCUGAGAGCGUUAAUUACAAUUCAUGGAUGUAUGAUUUUCAGACCGUUAAUACAAUUCAUGGAUGUAUGAUACUCAGACCGUUAACACAAUUCAUGGAUGUGUGUUCAGACCGUUAUCGCAAUUCAUGGAUGUAUAAUGCUGAGAGCGUUAAUUACAAUUCAUGGAUGUAUGAUUUUCAGACCGUUAAUACAAUUCAUGGAUGUAUGAUACUCAGACCGUUAACACAAUUCAUGGAUGUGUGUUACUCAGACCGUUAUCGCAAUUCAUGGAUGUAA
Messenger RNA from Brugia pahangi, 531 nucleotides. NCBI's taxonomy places the organism in Eukaryota, Metazoa, Nematoda, Chromadorea, Rhabditida, Onchocercidae. The record is from the annotation of a GenBank genome assembly.